Molecule: messenger RNA, 2445 nt
Organism: Podarcis muralis (Common wall lizard)
Lineage: Eukaryota; Metazoa; Chordata; Lepidosauria; Squamata; Lacertidae
Gene: SMARCD3
Product: SWI/SNF related BAF chromatin remodeling complex subunit D3
Source: RefSeq, a predicted model, not a curated record
CAUUAUACUGUUCCCAUGGAAACUCGGGCAGAAGCAUUUGGGAAGGAAGAGGGGAAGGAAGGAAGCUGCCGUGUGGGUCUUGGCAGCCCCGUCGCGGCGGCGGCGGCGGCGGAGCUUCUUUGUCUCCUCCCGGCCCACACGGACGGCAGGGCAGAGGCGCAGCAGCCCCGGCUCCUGGGGAGGCGCCCCUCGGCGCGCCCGGCCGGCAACUCCCGCCGCCUCUCCGCAGCCCCCCAGUCCCGGGCGCCGCUGGCUGCAGGCGGCGGAGCGCACGAGCAUUACCGCGCCUGGCCUGCGAGGCAGGGAGGCACCCACGAGCCCCAGAGCGGACCGGACGAGGACCGGGGCAGCCGGCGUCCUGGGAUGCCAUCAGGCGCUCGCAUGCCCCACCAGGGGGCUCCAAUGGGUCCCCCAGGCCCCCCCUACGUCGGGAGCCCUUCCGUGCGCCCCGGGAUGCCCCAGGCCGUGAUGGAGCCCACGCGCAAGCGGGCAGCGCCCCAGCAGGCGCAGCAGCAGCAGGCGGCGCAGCAACAAGCGCAGCAGCAGCAGCAGGCGGGGGCCGCCACGCAGAACCGGCCCAGGAGUGCCAAGAGGAGGAAGAUGGCUGACAAGAUUCUCCCACAGAGGAUCCGGGAGCUGGUGCCAGAGUCUCAGGCCUACAUGGACCUGCUGGCGUUCGAGCGGAAGCUGGACCAGACCAUUAUGCGGAAGCGAGUGGACAUCCAGGAGGCCCUGAAGAGGCCCAUGAAGCUCAGACUCUCCUCCCUCCAACAGCAAAAGAGGAAGCUGCGCCUUUACAUCUCCAACACCUUCAACCCGGCCAAGUCGGACGCAGACGACUCAGAUGGCAGCAUCGCCUCCUGGGAGCUGCGGGUGGAAGGCAAACUGCUGGACGAUCUCAGCAAGCAGAAAAGGAAGUUUUCCUCUUUCUUCAAGAGUUUGGUCAUCGAACUGGACAAGGACCUGUAUGGACCAGACAAUCACCUGGUGGAGCUGCUGCACACUGGGUCGAAAUCUCCGUCAAGCUAUCCACUCAGAACCAAGGUCUGUUUCCUGUGGCACAGGACCCCCACCACCCAGGAGACGGACGGCUUCCAGGUGAAGAGGCCGGGGGACGUCAGCGUGCGCUGCACCCUCCUGCUCAUGCUGGACUACCAGCCCCCCCAGUUCAAGCUGGACCCCCGCCUCGCCCGCCUCUUGGGGAUCCACACGCAGACGCGCUCAGCCAUCAUCCAAGCCCUCUGGCAGUACAUCAAGACCAACAAGCUACAGGACUCUCACGACAAGGAGUACAUCAACUGUGACAAGUAUUUCCAGCAGAUCUUUGACUGCCCGCGGCUAAAGUUUUCCGAAAUCCCACAGAGGCUGACGAACUUGUUGCUGCCGCCGGAUCCUAUUGUCAUCAACCACAUCAUCAGUGUGGACCCCAAUGACCAGAAGAAGACCGCCUGCUACGACAUUGACGUGGAAGUGGAGGACCCCUUGAAGGGGCAGAUGAGCAGCUUCCUCCUCUCGACAGCAAACCAGCAGGAGAUCACAGCCCUAGACAACAAGAUUCACGAGACAAUCGAGUCCAUCAACCAGCUGAAGAUACAGAGGGAUUUUAUGCUCAGCUUUUCCAAAGACCCCAAAGGGUACAUCCAAGAUCUCCUCCGAUCCCAGAGCAGGGAUCUCAAGGUGAUGACCGACGUGGUGGGGAAUCCCGAGGAGGAGCGGAGGGCAGAGUUUUACCACGAGCCGUGGUCCCAGGAGGCCGUGAGCAGGUACUUCUACUGCAAGAUCCAGCAGCGUCGUCAGGAGUUGGAGCAGUCUCUGGGGGUGCGUAACACCUAAGCGGGGGUCCCCGGCCUCGCUGGCUGGCCCCUGAGCCAGCGGACUGACCCGUGUCCCCGUGCCCCCCCCAUCCCACAGAGGGUGGGCCUCCUUCACAACUGGCCAAGGGGGCAGGUCUGACUCGCACCGCCACCAGCGCCACCAGUCUCUGGCCAGCUUUCAAGUGUGUUUUGCCCCACCGACCUCCUCCUCUUCGUCCUCCUGCGGCUGCUGAGACCCUCCCAGGCCGGAAGGUGGCGAGGUCUCCCCUCACGUCACUCACACCAAUCAUCGGAGGCUGGAGAAUGAAGGACACCCCCUCCCCAAGCACACAGGGCCCCUCCUGGACAGACUUGGAAGGGGAGGAGGAGCCCAAUGGAUUGGUCAGAUGCUCCUAAAUCUCCCUCUGUGUGUCUCCCCCCUCCCUCCCUCCAGGGGUGCCAACUUGAACAAAAUAUUGGGGGACCCAACUAAGCCCCACCUCACAUCAUUGAUCACAAGUCAUGGCACACUAUUUGAAGGGCAAUGGCCAUUAACCUUGGGGGGCUCUGGCCCCCUCAAAUAUUUUAUUGGAGCCCCAAAGGGACCUUGGCCUCUAGGACAGUGUUUCCCAACCUUUUUUGGGCAAAGGCA